This is a messenger RNA of Porites lobata, 17780 nucleotides long. The record is from the annotation of a GenBank genome assembly. NCBI's taxonomy places the organism in Eukaryota, Metazoa, Cnidaria, Anthozoa, Scleractinia, Poritidae.
AAUGAGAGAUACUCACAUCUCUCCCCGCCAUCUUCGAUUCGGGCGAUGUCACUUGACCAAGCCUCUUUUUGGAAAUUGGAAACGUAUGACGUUAUGCAACAUAAAAUUUCCCAGUGCAGUUCACAUUGAAAAUAAUUCUUUGCGAUGAUUUUCAAGCUGCUGGUGAAUUUUAAGCCUGGUGAUACAUGAGAAACGAUUUUUUAUAUUAGUAGGUAAACAUUCAAUGAGAGAAGACUUAUUAAUAAAUAUUUCGUUUCCAAAUUACAGGUUGUGGUUUUGUACUUUAUUCAACCCAUUUUCCUGUGGAGUUAAAGUGAAAACAAGAACGAUAAGCUCGAUAGCAACAUAUGAAUUAGCUCAACUGAUGCUGUUAUAGAACUUCAAGGUUUGCGUGUAAACGUCGAUCGAUCUACCAUGCGGAAAGUCUUACUUUCUGUUUUUGGCCUUCUCAUCAACAUGGUCUGCGUUUCUAGCAGCAGUCAUGUUUACGACUCCAUUUUCUGGAAUCCUCAGAAUCCUUUGUAAGUAAUGAUUUGUAGUGUGUGUUCAAGUAAAUAUUCUGCGACGAUUUAUACUGUCUGUCUCAUUUAUUAUAAACCCGACGUGAGUAUUGCCCAAGCUCUAAUUCAUAGGUUUCCUCCAGAACAGAACUAAUUCUCAACUCUGUAUUAAAGCAUGUUUACUUUGAUCUUCAACCAUUUCAAUUUUUCUCAAACGGAAAGUUCAUUCCGUGCUCUUGACUUUAUCAAGUUUAUUGAUUCCAUAUUCCUACAAAAGUGGCUUUUAUCAAGCUAAAUAAAAGGAUAUUAGAUAUUCGACAUUUACAAAAGUAGGAGUAACUGACAAGAAUAAUCCAUGUCUAAACCCGUUCACCUUGGGGCAAGCUAAAGCUUACAAAAUUGUUUAAAAAUCUGUCAUGAAGUGAUGUCUCAAACUUUAACAGAGAAGGGCGUGCACCCAAAAUUAAUAGAGAUCCUGCGGUAUUUUAUUAACCUCAAUCCCCCGGCUUUAAUAGAUUUUUGCCAAUCAAACUGUAGGUUAAGUGAAAUUUAACCUGAAAUCAAAUCUGACCUGUAACAUAACUGCUGCUGCGACUAAUAUGCAGAUAUUUUGAGAUGUGCGGUUAUGAUCUUGUGAAGAAUCCAGUCUGAGUACAAAAAAAAACUCUAACUUGUCAAAUAAUACAGCUAUAAACAGGUUUUGCCUUAAAAGCCUACAUUAUUUAACAGGAGCUGAAACAGAGCUAGAGCUUGUCCUUAGUAGUCUACUAUGUUGAAACUUAACCGUUUUGGUGGAUAGGUAAGGAUGGUUUAGGGAUAGUCUAUGACGUCACCCAUUGUUAUAACCUAGAGAAAAAGUGCCUUCCUCCACACUAAUUAAGUGCCUUCCUACAUAUACUGUAGAAUGAAGUGGAUAGGUUUACUAAUGAGCGUCUCUCUACUACAAUAGGCACAAUAGGCUUGUUCUGGCUUGUCCGUUAAGUAGCUUGAGCCCAGAUUUCAGACCGUCUAUUAAAAGGAAAAUAGGAAUAAAAGAAGCGAUCUCCUAGCAACGCAAGAAACGGCUUCCUAUAUCUUAUUUAGCGCUAAAACUAAGAUAUAUAAACAAAACACAUACAGAAAGUGAUUUUGAACAGUCUUUAUUUCAAUUUAGUUUACGUCGUCUUAUUUAGCGCUAAAACUCGGAUAUAUAAACAAAACACACGCACAUAUACACAAAGUGGAGCUGAAAACUCUCUAUUUCAAUUUUGUCUGACUAUUACAGAACCGUUAUCUCCUUUCUAUCUCGAGUCUCAGCGUUUCACGCGCCGUUAGUCAGGUAAUUAUGCGAGUCCACAAGCCCACCGUUGCAUACAAACUAGCUCUGCAGUAAAAAACCCAAGGGAGCAUCUUGACGUAUUAUUAUAAAAGCACACCCCUAAAAAGCAAUUAAUAACUUAACAAGGAUCAACUGAAACACGCGACUAAUAAUUGCUGGCAAUAAAACCAGACACGUUUCUUAAGACAAGAAAUCAACUUUAUGACCCUUAAUUAAAAUAAUUUCAAAAAGAUGUAAUUAAUAUAUUAAAGAUUCUAUUAAAAUAGUCAAAGAAGGCAAGCCAUCCUUUUACUUACCCCUCUCCCUUUUCGUUUUUAUUUCCCUCCUCCUCCUCCACAAUUUUAUUAUUUUCCCUCCUCAAUCUUGUUUUCUCUCCACCACCACCACCGCCACAUUUCUAUUGUUUUCCGAGUUUCCCUCCACCGCUACCACCACCGCCACAUACUGCAGCGAUACUGCGAUACCGUACCGUAUUGCAGAUUAUUAGUAAUACAUCUACAUGUUAACACAGAUUUUUCACUUCAAUAUUUUCAUAGAUUCAGAGACAAGAGCCAAAGUUGUAGCACAGGAUACAUGACUCUUAAAGUCCGACUGCAAUCUAAAGUCUUCUUCAUAUGUCCAAACACAGCCACUGUGUUAGAAAAAAGUUUAACAGCACCUCAAUCUGCAACCAUGUAUGAAAACCUUUGGAUUGCUUAUGACAGAAGUGUGUUUGACCAAUGUAAUACAUCAUUAAGCAAUACUAGCAAACUUUUAUUCAGUUGCAAUGAUCCAACAGCAUUGAAAUAUUUUCCUGUGGUAUUUGCCGAAUUUACAGCAGACCCAAAUUCGCUGAAGUUUAAAGAUGGAAAGAAGUAUUAUUUUAUUGGUAAGUGAUAGAAAGACAAUAUUACAGGACUGAGGGACCCAAAUUAUGGGCUGAAGUUUGUAGGGGGGAAGAAGUGUUAUUUUAGUGGUAAGUGAUGAAGAGUCUCAGUUACCUUAAGGUUUCCAUAGUGGUGACUCCCUGAGAGUUAAACGAACCAAGUUCUGUUUCUCUAUAUCACAUAAAAAAUUAACGUAUGAUCAGUGAUGUUGAGUUUUAUGUACUCAUCAGGUAAAAUUUUGAUGCCCAGUCCAACAUCAUUUGAGCCCCAGUCCAAACACCCAUGAUUUUACUGUAGUAUUUGUUUGAAAAUUCUUGUUAUUAUUAGUUACUUCUGGGCCUCGUUUAUAUAAGAUUGCUCUCUUGACUAACUUACUAACUAGGUUUUAUUACGCUACAUGUAUAUUACAUAAUAGGAUAUUCUUCAAAAUCAUCUCCAUGUUAAGUCAGCAAUUGUUUUAUAUGUUUCGUCAUUGUUUGUCUGUUGUAGGGACAUCUGAUGGCACACAGGCACACCUCAAUGACCUUAGUGGAGGUCACUGCAAUGACACAAAAAACGGAAUAUUUAUGAAAAGUGAAGUCUAUGUCUGCAAAAAAAGUAAUCUAACUUAUACAGGUAAUGUUCAAUUACUACAGUGUAAUUAAAAGAAGUGUUGAAGUACAGAGUACACAUACUGUACACGUACAUGCCAUGUUAACUACAUGUAAAAAGCUUUGAAGAAAAAACGUCAAGGUGAAGUUGAUGCCCCAGUAACUGCUUUUGAAGGUAGUUGAGCUGUUUUGUGGUCACAGUCUGGCUAUAGACUGCCAAAACGUCCCAUAAUGCCAUUUAAAGUUUGUGCACUUUGAGGCUUUUGUUACAGAUUUAAAAUAUCAUCCUCUGAAGGUUGGGCAUGCGUAGAAAACAAAAUUUUGGAAGAGCUUUUGUGUUUAAAAGUGACACAGCAGUCUCGACUUUUACCUUUUGCUUUCUCUCCUUCCCUCUUCUUUCCGCUUCUUUGCCCAGUUUCUUGUUAUUUGCUGGGCAUUAACUAGGCUUUCUCAUUCUGGUGGAACACUUCUAUGGAAAAGCUUUUAGGAUUAUAGGAUUUGGUGGAAGGAAGUGCGGGUGGGUAGUGGAACAAGAUUUUUGUUAGAGUUUUUGGGUCAAAUUUUCAUGGUGUUUGAACUUUUCUCCGGUUUUCUUGAUUGAAUUGUUCUCAUUCCGGCAUGGUCUGAAGGAUCUUUUUCUCCGUCGUGCACAAAAAAGGAGACAAAGUUGCCCUCGACCAUUAAGACUGAUGGUAUAAAAAGUGGUACAACCCUCGUUGGUCUGCACGGACGGUUGCAUGCGGUUGAGGGGCGAAUGGGUUAAGAAAGUUGUCCGGAGGGUCAUGAGUUUUUUUCCGAUGUUAGUAAUCUAUGUUAUUGAGAGUCAAGUAAAGGGACGAUAAAAAGGCAGGGACCAACUCUAGGUGUCUGUAUUUUAUUGAGGUGUCCAUCUUAAAAAGUGUCCGUUAAUUCUUUAAAACAACUUUUCCAGAUGAAGACUGUCCAGAAGAAGAUGUGGGCGUCCUGAAAUGUCGUGAUCCAACUCAAACAAAUCCAACAACAACAACUUCGCCACAGUCUACUCUGCAAAGGUGUGAUGACCACAUGGAGACAGGUAUGAAAAUCAGCAAGUGUUAUUAUAGCAGUUUGUUGAUUCUUAUUUUCACAGACUUUUUUACUUUUGUAUAAAUAACGAUCCCAGUCGCCGUGUGUGUUUUUGAGCAUUAUUUCCGUACAGUUCUAUAAAUUGGUGUCUAACAGUUUCUUGGUUGUUUAAAAGAACGUUUUCCUUUUGAAGCCCUCGUACAAGUUGCUUUUUUCAAUGUUUAAAAGCCUGGUGCAUCAACAACCAAAAUUUUCUUUGUACAUACAUGUAACACUUCCAUGUGAACUGCAUAAGUCUUCAUAAUUAUCAUAACUACUGCACAGGUUGUCGAAACGUAAGUCCCUGCCAACAACAACAGUCCUUUUCAGGACUACUGCACGUUCACCCGGACGAUCAUACUCAAUCUACUUAUGAAAUGAUUCCUGGGCUUAAACCUUCACAGUAUGUUAUAUCUUGCAGAUAUUUUCCAAAAAGCAGUCAACAUGCCUCAGAUGGCUUCUUGUUAUCUUAACGUAGUAAUUUACCUACUUUAUUUUUCGUCGUCGCCAGCCUUCUUAAAAUGUCCAACUAUUUUCUCAACCUUUGCACAACAAAAACAGCUAUGCUGGUGGCUUUGUUUGACGUCGUGCCUCCAAUAAUUUUUUUACUUAACGGACGAUCAUGGCGUUGGACUCGUGUUCGGACGGUCCCGGCUCCGAGUCCCGCUCUGGCCACCAGCUGGAUUUGUUCUCAGUUUUCCCGAGUUCAAAUGUUCGGCAGAUCUUCGGCCACGCGUAAUUUGUAAAUAGCCAACUGGUUUCACAAACAGCCAUUAUUUUGAAUGAAUAAUAUCAGGGAUGAUGACACCCACAAGUUUUACAGUUCUUAACUAUUCAAAAUUGUUUUCCACCAACAGAGUUAAAAUAUUGGAGGACUUGCGGAAUUGUCGCCCUGGUUUUGCUUUUUAUAUGUUUCCUGGUGAUUAUAGCUCUAAUCAUCCGUCCCGUCUCGUGCAGGUAGGUUCUUAUUCACGUUCAUCUUGUUUCAAAACUACAUUCUCAAACUCAUUAAUAAUUCAUAAAAAAAUACAAAAGAAAUAAAUUUUUAAUGAGCGUUUGGAAAUCAGAUGAAAAACUGGUCAUUUUUGCAUCCUUAAUUUCUCCUUCUAAAAUCAUUUUGUUUGAGAAUAUCAUAAUAUCAAGCAUUCGACAAAGUAAAUCAUCACCUAAUGAACAAUAUCAUCUGUCACCUGAAGAGUCAAUUUGGUCGGAAUGGGAUACCUAAUGAGCUUAUCAGUGAUAAUGGGCCUCAAUAUGCAAGUUCCGCAUUUAAUGAUUUCACCAAGAGCUAUGGUUUUGUCCAUACCACAUCAAGUCCUCACUUCCCUCAAGCAAAUGGUGAAGCUGAAAGGGCAGUUCAGACCAUCAAGAAUCUCCUCAAGAAAGCACAAGAUCCUCACAAGGCAUUGCUGAACUAUAGAAACACUCCUUUGGAUAGUAUAAACCUUUCACCUGCUCAGCUGCUCAUGGGUCGAAGAUUGAAAUCUCCCCUACCAACAAAGGUUGAAUUGCUUAAACCCCAAAGAUCACAAGAAAUUCAGCAGCACUUUCAAAAAAGAAAGAAGAGAGUGAAGUUCUAUUAUGACCAACAGAGUGAGAAAGAGUUACCCCCCCUUAACUCCAGGUGACAAGGUGUCUAUGCAUCAUGAGAAUGAAUGGAUCCAAGCUAUAGUCGUAAACAAGCAUCACACACCAAGGUCGUACAUCGUUCAGACAGCUAAUGAUAAGUUCUACCGAAGAAAUCGACGUCAUCUUCGCAUGAGAGUUUCACAAGCAAAGAACAAAGAGACUGAUGCAACACAGAUCGCAAAACCUCAGAAAUCCACUCUUCCUACUCCAACUGAUAUCCAAAGCAGACCUUGUAGAGCAGGAGCAACUACAGAUCAUGGUCCACCAGCAGAAAUUCGUACCCGGUCAGGUCGGGUGGUUAAGCAACCCAAAUACCUGAAAGACUAUAAACUGUGAACUUUUAUGAACUGUUAAGUUUAAGAUGUUGACAAUGAAUUCAUUUGCUUUCUAUGAUUAAGCUUUCUUUUUAUUUUUUGCAUGCAGUUGUUUACAGCUUGUCACAGUAGUUUCUUUGUUGAUUGUAAAAAAAAAAUGGGAGAUGUCAUGUAUGCUAUCACGAAGGUACGAUAAGCAUCAUGGGAUGUAAUAAAACCACAAGGUUUGAUUCAAUAUGGCUGUCGUGUGAUACAGUACAUAACAAUACGCUGAUGAUUCGACAAUUAUUGCCCCAGUAUAGAAGAAGGUAGACUACUCCGAUCUGUUAGAGUCACAGUUUUUAGAUUGGACGAAUACAAAUGGAAUGUCUUGCAAUCCAAGCAAAUGUAAAGAGUUGACGAUCAAAAAGAGAGGCAACUGCGAUCUCUUUUGAGCUAUUGGGAUGAUACCAAGCUGUCAAGAAGUAGAUUCCUUAGAACGCUGCGCAAAGAGAGGUACAAUCAGUCAGAAACAGACCUUCUCUUUAAUACAAUAGUUCUACCUAAUAUUAAUUACGCAUUAUCUGUCUACGCCGCUUCUGAAGUCGAUCUUACACCUGUACAAUGUUUCUUAGACCGCUGUUUUAAAAAUAAAUAUACGUCUAAGCAUGUAUUAAGUGUUUAUGAUUUCUUACAGAGACAAGACUGUAAUAUUUUCAGCAAAGUUUCUAAUGCUAAAGGACAUCAACUUUUAUUUAUUAUGCCUCGUGUUAAGCCGUCCAGUUACAAUCUUAGGAAAGAAACUUGCUUUAAACCUAAGAUUAACACUAGGCGUUUUAAAAACUCUUAACCGUUUAGUUUUAAAGUAUGAAUAUUAAUUAGCUAUGUAAUAUUCUAGAUUUUUUAAUUUUUAGUUUUUACCUUUUUAAAAUUUCUUACACUUAAUGGUAACAAAAUAUAUGUAUUUUUAUCUUUGAUAAAUAAAGACUUUAUUAUCAUUUUAUUAUUAUUAUUAUUAUUAUUAUUAUUACAACCUACUACUUAAAAGUAUAAAGAAUUUCAUUCGUUUUAAACUAGUACUUACCUAAACAUGCAGACUUACGGUGUCUUGACAAAAGAAAAAAAGCUUUACGCCCCUUUUAUUUUUGGCAUGAGCCAUUUCUUCCUAAGCAUCUACUUAACAUAAGAGGCGAGCUAAGAGUCUUAUACUUGCACUUUUUGCAUUUGAAAACGCUAGCUAAAACCACGCAAUGACUACAUUUUAAUUUCGUACCAAAGACGAGACCAGACUAAAGUGAUUAUUAGCCAUUACAACUUGCUGGUCAAGAACUACAAUAAAAACAUUCAAUCUAAACUAGUAAUUGCCUGAAAAUGCUACGUGAUUCUUUUGUUUUGUUUUGACAAGUAGACAUUUAGCAUGCCCGCAUAUUAAAAAUCAAGACGUUUUCCGUGCAUUUUAUUCAUGAGUCAUUAAUUAAUUUUUUUGCUCCCCACUUUAGCAGCCCCAGAAAAGGGUAUGAUUCUGCUGGGACACCACUACUUGAUUGACGUCGCAGAAAAACCCAAACUCCAAAGACGUUUAUGAUAUCCGAAACAGCUGUAAGCCAUUUAUUCGUCUGUAGAUAAGCAAAAUUGCUUGCUUCGUGCGGGCCUUUUUGUUGUUAAAUUAUGUAAGUAAAGAUAAGAUGACGCUGAUUAGAUGUCUGAGUGUCAAAGCUGUAAAUGAAGCAAAGUCAUUCGAACAGGAUUUUUUUCAAAAUAAGUUAAAUUCCUUAGAAACCAGGGGUAUAGCAUCCAAAUACGUACACACACAAACUGCAGCCAAAGAGUAUAAUAACUACGUAAGAUGUUGUAUGCGAUUAUUAACUCUGACAGUGGAUUUGCUUUACUAAUAAAUAUUGUUUUACUUUCUUACGAAAAUUGAAGUGUUUUACAUGUUCAAGUUGAACAGAUAAUUCCUGCCACUAUUUAACAGCCAUGGUCGAUGCAGUUCGUUUGCCAGCAUUUAAUAGCCAUAAUUAAAUGUUCUUUAUAGCAAUUGGCCUUUGAAGCGUAUUUUGUAUUGUAUGAAUGAACAUCACAGGCAUAGCGAAAGUGCUGAUCAAAAAUAUCUGGCAAUUGCUUUUUACUGCUGAAAUCUAGAAAAAAAUAUAUUUUAUUCCCUGAAAUGAUUUUUAUCUUUAAUGAUCGGGAUGAUUGAUAAAUCUUGCGCAUCAUAUUGGUGUUUUUACCCCUCUGAAGGGUAGACAUCUCGUCCUCUGCUUGUAACCUCCUGGAUGGCGUCACUGUUUUACAUUUUUUCCGUAACAUUUCUCCUUACCGAUAACAGCAGAGAUGUAAAUUAAAGAACUAAUUAAUGCAUUUUCCUUCGUAUUUAUUUAAUGAAAAAAUUUCCUGCGGAAAUUGCAGGAAAUGGUAUUUGUGAGCCCCUAAAUUAAAAAAAAAAUAACAAUUUUGAAGGAGCAUGCCCCCUUCGGAGGUCCAACCUUUCUUUCCUAGCGUACGCCUUUAAAACCUCAAGCUACGCCCAUGGAAACGUGCAGAUGUUCAUGCUACUUCUAAUGAAAAAAUAAAUGUACAAAUAUGAAGGAUAAACAGUCGCAGUGUAAGUAGAGUAGUGAUGCAAAUAAAACCUUGCCGUGUGAUUGGUCCAAUUCAACAAUUCUCAACCAAAUAUUCAAAUAAUUUCACGUAGAGGGAAGGAUUCUUUAGAGGGUGAUUGAUCGAAUAUCGACUGAUCAACCUAAGUCUUUCAGAGAGGCCUUCAAUAACACCUUCUUUUGAAAGAAGCGGAAGAUUAUACAAUGUCCCCAUCUACAGCCCAGUGCCAUGGUAAGCUGCAAACAAGUCCUCUUUGAAUGACGUCAUCUUUUUCUGGGAAAAGCCUCCAUCUUCUUUUUAAAGGUAUUCUUCUAGACGUAUUUCCUUGCGUUGUAAGUAGCACAUUAUCCUAUAGGAAGUAAAAAAGAGCAUACACACAUGAACAUAAACUUUGUAGGAGUUAACAUCCCCACUGUCGAAAAAAAUGUGACCCUCCAGAGUUUUUUGAUGCUGAAGGCGAAAGCUCGUUCACGACACGCUUCCCCUUUGAAAACAAAAGAAACACGUCGCUUUAGCACGCCAGCCAACUUGCCUCAUUAUCAGUUUCUUUUGUUUCAGAGGACACGCUUAAGGCAAUUAAGCGUGAGCAAGUAGAACAAAAGAGCCUAUUAAAGUUUUUAAACAACAGCUGCGUUCGAAGUAGUGAAGUAGCACAAUCACGCUUUCAGCAUGCGCAAAAGCACGCCAUGUCGUUUAUCUAAAGCAGUACUGCUCAAGAGUCUCGACUCUUGAAUUACGAUUUGAGUUAAGAUUUUUGAAAAUUCAUCAGUCGAAAGGAUUUCGAGAAAACAAUUUAUUUCUUCGCAUGUACAGAAAUUCACACCGCUCGUCAGUGCUUUCAUGUUCGUGCACCUCUCAUCUUACACUUUGACGAGUAAAAGUUUCACUUUUAGCCGAACUAAAAAAAAGGGAAUGACUAAGGACAGGUUGCUUAUCCGAAAUUUUGCCCAAUUGUGUAUGUGUAGUUUUGUAUGAAUGACAUCUUGUCAAUUAUAAAAUAUGUUUGUUUUUGGUGCAUAACUUGCACUAUUUACAAUUUGAAACCUAUUGACUCUUCUACACGCAUUGCAACAUUUUACUAAUUAUAAACAGGGACUUUCUAUAAACCAAAACACGCAGAAAAAAAAGCAUGAUAACCUCAGGUUUCUCCAAGACUAUUUCAUCGCAGGUCAUUUUCCCACGAGAUACCGUAAAAUUCCGAAAGUAAGCCCUCCAUGUAUAAGCCCCUCCAAAUAUAAGCCUCCUAAACCGGUAACGCAAAAAACGCGAAGUUAAAUCGCCCCUCCAAAUAUAAGCCCCCGUGGGCUUGUACUUGGAUAAUUGUCCUCAAAUACAAAGUAAAACAAAGCAAAAACGGUAAGUUUACUUCCAACUAUAAGGCUAGCCCAACUGAUUUUGAAACACAAGAUUCCCUCCGUAGGUAAGCCCCUCCGAAUAUAAGCCCCUCCAAAAACAAGCCCCUCAAAAAAGGCCUUUGAAAAAUAUAUCUCCCGGGGCUUAUUUUCAGAAUUUUAUGGUAUUUAAACUUGACUGUUCGCGGGAGUCAAACAGAACAGACUGAACAGACAUCUACAUCUACAUUUAUUAAUUGUCAAUGCUUUCGCGUCAAGUCAAUAUAAGACAAGGGCUUGUUUGUUAACCUUUUACCAGCGACCAAACGUUUUUGUUUUCGUUACAAAAGUGCCGAACAACGCAGGGAAAUUGGCUUCGUCACGUGCUAAUUCGCUACUUGUAAUUUCGGGCGAAAAGUUAUAUCAGUUUACCGAAUUAUUCUACAACAGUAGCUCACAGAAUCAGUGAUCUAUGGUAAUGGCUCUAUGUAUCCAUGGAGCAAAGUGUUAUGGUAUUUGUGUUCCCAAGUAAUUCCCUGGUUUUACAUUGCGCAUCACCUAGUGCGCAUAACAAUGCGACUUAAAUGGUCGACGGUGGUUUUCACCUGUCGCCUUAAAAGAGGUAAAAAAGCCCCUUUUGAAGUCCAAAUGCUUUUAAUGGCGAUUUUGAUAACUCUACCCUGCUCAAAAGUGUUUGUCUUAAAACUCGCCACAGUGGCGCAAAAUGAUUAUUUGAAGCCGAAAUUGUCCCUCUAUUGUCAUUUUGCGCUGAAACGAAAACGAUGAGCCCCCUUUUUUAUUUGUGCUUUGUACUCGCUAUGCCUACACAAAAGAUGUAUUUUAAGGGGUAAAAGAAUCUGGAUAAUAGGAGUUGUGUUUUUUUUAGAUAUGAAUGACGCCAAUUUCUGGGCCGUUAACAAAACUCGGAUAGGAUUGCUCGGAUCGGAUCGGACUGGCAAUUCGCCUUAUAAACUCAAAGUUACACUGAAAGUGAUUGCUUGAUGGUUGUUGUACGACUGCGAAGGACUCGGCUAAAGUAGAAAGGAGUAAAAAGACUUCUUGUUGUGGCAUUUGGAGAGGUCAUUCGCCUAUUGAAGACAGGUGGUCGCUAUAGCUAUCGUACCUUGCUCAUUCCCGCGAUUUUCUUAAACGUCUCCUCUGAAAAGAAGCAUUCAAUUUAGACUCAGUGAAAAACAAGACCAAUUCAGAAGAGAGUAGAGAUGGAAAGAAACACAAAAUCAGCGCAAUGAGAGAUACUUAAAUCUCUCCCCGCCAUCUUCGAUUUGGGCGAUGUCACGUGACCAAGUCUCUUUUUGGAAAUUGUAAUCGUAUGAAGUUAUGCAACAGAAAAUUUCCCAGUGCAGUUCAGUUGAAAAUAAUUCUUUGCGAUGAUUUUCAAGCUGCUGGUGAAUUACAAGCCUGGUGAUACAUGAGAAAUGAUUUUUUAUAUUAGUAGGUAAACAUUCAAUGAGAGAGAACUUAAAUAUUUCGUUUCCAAUUACAGGUUUUGCACUUUUUCAACCCAUUUUCCUGUUGAGUUAAAGUAAAAACAAGAACGAUAAGCUCGAUAGCAACAUAUGAAUUAGCUUAACUGAUGCUGUCGUAGAACUUCAAGGUUUGCGUGGAAACGUCGAUCGAUCUACCAUGCGGAAAGUCUUACUAUCUGUUUUUGGCCUCCUCAUCAACAUGGUCUGCGUUUCUAGCAACAUUAUUUACGACUCCAUUUUCUGGGAUCCUCAGAAUCAUUUGUAAGUAGAGAUUUGUAGUGUGUAUUCAAGUAAAUAUGCUGCGACGGUUUAUACUGUCUGUCUCAUUUAUUAUAAACCCGACGUGAGUAUUGCCCAAGCUCUAAUUCAUAGGUUUCCUCCCGAACAGAACCAAUUCUCAACUCUGUAUUAAAGCAUGUUUCCUUUGAUCUUCAAUCAUUUUAAUUUUUCUCGAACGGAAAGUUCAUUCCGUGCUCAGGUUUCAAGCUUAUUGAUUCCAUAAGUUCCUACAAAAGUGCCUUUUAUCAAGCUAAAUAAAAGGAUAUUAGAUAUUCGAUAUUUAAAAAAAUAGGAGUAACUGACAGGAAUAAUCCAUGUCUAAACCCGGUCAAUUUGAGGCAAGCUAAAGCUUACAAAAUUCUUUCAAAAUCUGUCAUGAAGUGAUGUCUCGAACUUUAACAGCGAAGGUUGUGCACCCAAAUUUAAUAGAGAUCCUGCGAUAUUUUAUUAACCUCAAUCUUCAAUAGAUUUUUUUCCAAUCAACCUAGGUUAAAUCAAAUUUAACCUGAAAUCAAAUCUGACUAGUAACAUAUAUAACAAAUUUUUAUGGAAGCUGCUGCGACUUAUGUGCAGAUAUAUUGAGAUGUGCGUUUGUAAUCCUGUAAAGAAUCCAGUCUGACGGCAAAAAAAAGAGCUCCUGUAAAAUAAUACAGCUGUAAACAGGUUUUGCCUUAAAAGCCUACAGGAGCAAAAAAGCAUUAUUGCAUUAUUUAACAGGAGCUGAAACAGAGCUAGAGCUUGUCCUGAGUAGUCUACUAUGUUGAAACUUAACCGUUUUGGUGGAUAGGGAAGGAUGGUUUAGGGAUAAUCUAUGACGUCACCCAUUGUUAUAACCUAGAGAAAAAGUGUCUUCCUCCACACUAAUUAAGUGCCUUCCUACAUAUACUGUAGAAUGAAGUGGAUAGGUUUACUAAUGAGCGUCUCUCUACUACAAUAGGCACAAUAGGCUUGUUCUGGCUUGUCCGUUAAGUAGCUUGAGCCCAGAUUUCAGACCGUCUAUUAAAAGGAAAAUGGGAAUAAGGGAAGCGAUCUCCUAACAACGCGAGGAACGGCUUUCUAUAUCUUAUUUAGCGCUAAAACUAAGAUAUAUAAACAAACCACAUGCAGAAAGUGAAGUUGAAAAGUCUUUAUUUCAAUUUAGUUUACGUCGUCUUAUUUAGCGCUGAAACUCGUAUAUAUAAACAAAACACACGCACAAAUACACAAAGUGGAGCUGAAAAUCUUCUAUUUCAAUUUUGUCUGACUAUUACAGAACCGUUAUCGCCCAUCUGUCUCGAGGAAAUGAAAUGUUUCACGGGCCGUUAGUCAGGUAAAUUAUGCGAGUCCACAAGCCCACCGUUGCAUACAAAUUAGCUCUGCAGUAAAAAACCCAAGGGAGCAUCUUGACGUAUAAUAAUAAAAACACACCCCCCCAAAACAAUUAAUAAGUUAACAAGGAUCAAUUGAAACACGCGACUAAUAAUUGCUAGCAAUAAAACCAGACACGUUUCUUAAGACAAGAAAUCAACUUUAUGACCCUUAAUUAAAAUAAUUUCAAAAAGAUUUAAUUAAUAUAUUAAAGAUUCUAUUAAAAUAGUCAAAGAAGGCAAGCCAUCCUUUUUUUUACACUGCGCACAAUGUUUUACUUACCCCUCUCCCUUUUCGUUUUUAUUUCCCUCCUCCUCCUCCACAAUUUUAUUAUUUUCCCUCCUCAAUCUUGUUUUCCCUCCACCACCACCACCGCCACAUUUCUAUUGUUUUCCGAGUUUUCCUCCACCACCACCACCACCACCGCCACAUACUGCAGCGAUACUGCGAUACCGUUCCGUAUUGCAGAUUAUUAGUAAUACAUCUACAUGUUAACACAAAACUGAUUUUUCACUUCAAUAUUUCCAUAGAUUCAGAAAGAAGAGCCAAAGUUGUAGCACAGGAUACAUGACUCUUAAAGUUCGACUGCAAUCUAAAGUCUUCUUCAUAUGUCCAAACACAGCCACUGUGUUACAAAAAACUUUAACAGCACCUCAAUCUGCAACCAUGUAUGAAAACCUUUGGAUUGCUUAUGACAGAAGUGUGUUUGACCAAUGUAAUACAUCAUUAAGCAAUACUAGCAAACUUUUAUUCAGUUGCAAUGAUCCAACAGCAUUGAAAUAUUUUCCUGUGGUAUUUGCCGAAUUUACAGCAGACCUACAGUCGCUGAAGUUUAAAGGUGGAAAGAAGUAUUAUUUUAUUGGUAAGUAAUAGCAAGUCAAUUUUACAGGACUGAGGGACCCAAAUUAUGGGCUGAAGUUUGGAGGGGGGAAGAAGUGUUAUUUUAGUGGUAAGUGAUGAGGAGUCGCAUUUACCUUAAAGUUUCCACAGUGGUGACUCCCUGAGAGUUAAACGAACCAAGUUCUGUUUCUCUAUAUCACAUAAAAAAUUAAUGCAUGAUGUUGAGUUUUAUGUACUUAUCAUGUAAAAUUUUGAUGCCCAGUCCAAAAUCAUUUGAGUCCCAGUCCACUCACCAAUGAUUUUACUGUAGUAUUUGUGUGAAAAUUCUUCUUAUUAUUAGUUACUUCUGGGCCUCUUUUUCUGUAAGAUUGCUCUCUUGAGGUUUCAUUACGCUACAUGUAUAUUACAUAAAAGGAUAUUCUUCAAAAUCAUCUCCAUGUCAAGUCAACAAUUGUUUUGUAUGUUUCUUUAUUGUUUAUCUAUUGUAGGGACAUCGGAUGGCACACAGACACACCUCACUGACCUUAGUGGAGGUCACUGCAAUGACACAAAAAACGGAAUAUUUAUGAAAAUUGAAGUCUAUGUCUGCAAAAAAAGUAAUCUAACUUAUACAGGUAAUGUUCAAUUACUACAUUGUAAUUAAAAGAAGUGUUGAAGUACAGUGUACACAUACUGUACACGUACAUGCCAUGUUAACCACAUGUAAAAAGCUUUGAAGAAAAAACUUCAAGGUGAAGUUGAUGCCACAGUAACUGCUUUUAAAGCUAGUUGAGCUGUUUUGUGGUCACAGUCUGGCUUUAGACUGCCAAAAUGUCCCAUAAUGCCAUUUAAAGUUUGCGCACUUUGCAGCCUUCUGUUACAGAUUUAAAAUAUCAGCCUCUGAAGUUUGGGCAUGUGUAGACAGCAAAAUUUUGGAAGAGUUUUUGUGUUUAAAAGUGACACAGCAGUCUCGACUUUUACCUUUUGCUUUCUCGCCUUCCCUCUUCUUUCCGCUUCUUUGCCCGUUUUCUUGUUAUUUGCUGGGCAUUUACUAGGCUUUCUCAUUCUGGUGGAACACUUCUAUGGAAAAGCUUUUAGGAAAAUAGGAUUUGGUGGAAGGAAGUGCGGGUGGGUAACGGAACAAGAUUUUUGUUAGAAUUUUUGGGUCAACUUUUCAUGGUGUUUGAACUUUUCUGCGGUCUUCUUGAUUAAAUUGUGCUCAUUCUGGCAUGGUCUGAAGGAUCUUUUCCUCCUGCACAAAUAAGAAGACAAAGUUUUCCUCGACCGCGGUGCAACCCUCGUUGGUCUGCACGGACGGUUAUACAUGCGUUUGAGGGGCGAAUGGGCUAAGAAGGUUGUCCGGAGGGUAAUGGGUUUUUUUCCGAUGUUAGUAAUCUAUCUUACUGAGAGUCAAGUAAAGGGACGAAAAAAAGGCAGGGACCAACUCUAGGUGUCUGUUUUAUUGGUGUGUCCAUCUUAAGAAGCGUCCGUUAAGAGAGAGUCGACUGUAAAUAAAUUCUUUAAAACAAUUUUUCCAGAUGAAGACUGUCCAGAAGAAGAUGUGGGUGUCCUGAAAUGUCGUGAUAAUCCAACUCCAACAACAUCCCUUCCUACAACAGUUCUGCCAACAACAACAACUUCAUCAUCACCAUCAUUCAUGUCAUCAGCAAUACCACCAACCAGAAUCACUACUCAGGCACCUUUUACACAAGCUGCAUACACAUCUACAGCCAGUACAGUGGAAGUUAGCAGCUUAAGUGAACAAAAUUCAGUCACAGAAUCGACAAACACAACAUCUACAGAGCUAGCCAGCAAUUGUCAGCCACAGUCUGCUCUGCAAAGGGGUGAUGACCGCAUGGAGACAGGUAUGAAAAUCAACAAGUGUUGUUAUAGUAGUUUGUUGAUUCUUAUUUUCACAGACUUUUUUACUUUUGUAUAAAUAACGAUCCCAGUCGCCAUGUGUGUUUUUGAGCAUUAUUUCUGUACAGUUCUAUAAAUUGGUGUCUAACAGUUUCUUGGUUGUUUAAAAGAACGUUUUCCUUUUGAAGCCCUCGUACAAGUUGUUUUAGCCUCGUACAUCUACAACCAAAAUUUUCUUUGUACAUACAUGUAACACUUCCAUGUGAACUACAUAAGUCUUCAUAAUUAUCACAACUACUGCACAGGUUGUCGAAACGUAAGUCCCUGCCAACAUCAACAGUCCUACUCAGGACUACUGUACGUCCACCCGGACGAUCAUUCUCAACCUACUUAUGAAAUGACUCCUGGGUUCAAACCUCUCACAGUAUGUUAUAUCUUGCAGAUAUUUUCCAAAAAGCAGUCAACAUGCCUCAGAUGGCUUCUUGUUAUCUUAACGUAGUAAUUUACCUACUUUAUUUUUCAUCGUCGCCAGCCUUCUUAAAAUGUUCAACUAUUUUCUCAAGCUUUUCACAACAAAAACAGCUGUGCUGGCGGCUUUGUUUGCCGUCGUUCCUCCAAUAAUUUUUUUACUUAACGGACGAUCAUGGCGUUGGACUCGUAUUCGGACGGUCCCGGCUCCGAGUCCCGCUCUGGCCACCAGCUGGAUUUGUUCUCGGUUUUCCCGAGUUCAAAUUUUCGGCAGAUCUUCGGCCACGCGUAAUUUGUAAAAAGCCAACUUGUUUCACAAACAGCCAUUAUCUUGAAUGAAUAAUAUCAGGGAUGAUGACACCCACAGGCUUACAGUUCAUAAUAACUAUUCAAAAUUGUUUUUCACCAACAGAGUUAAAAUAUUGGAGGACUUGCGGAAUUGUCGCCCUGGUUUUGCUUUUUAUAUGUUUCCUGGUGAUUAUAGCUCUAAUCAUCCGUCCCGUCUCGUGCAGGUAGGUUCUUAUUCACGUUCACCUUGUUUCAAAACUACAUUCUCAAACUCAUUAAUAAUUCAUAAAGAAAAUACAAAAGAAAUAAAUGUUUAAUGAGCGUUUAAAAAUCAGAUGAAAAACUGGUCAUUUUUGCAUCCUCAAUUUCUCCUUCUAAAAUCAGUUUGUUUGAGAAGUAAUAUCAAGCAUUCGACAGAGUGUUUCAUCACCUGAUGAACCACUUCGAAGUUCGUCUUGAAUACUCCGCUGUGCGUCGUACUUUCAACUCUCUUCUCGGUGUUUCAUCUGAUAUUUUCAUCUUGAUAUUAUUACUUAACUGGCUUGCAGUUUGUAUAUAAGCGGCGUGAUAGCGAGUGACCCCUAAACUAAACUGCAGACAACCCCUUUUAGUCGGUCAAAAGUAAAGUAAAGUAAAACUUUAUUUCAACAGGCUGGCCCAAUCACCUCAAAGCGAUGGUCUCCAUGGGUGCCCUGCGCCGGAGUAGGAGUCAGAAUUGUGAGCGGAGUCGUAAGAGCGCCUAUGGUCUUGUGAAAAUAGAAAAUCGGAGUCAUUAAGCGCGGUUAUAAGCGCGACGGAAUCGGAGCCGGAAGAAUCGGAAAGUUUCCAUUUCCUUCCGACUCCGCUUACGAUCCCGUCGUUUAUUUAGUGAAUACCAGAUUGUCGGAGUCGGAAGCAGAAGCAGAAGGAUAAACUAAUCACAAACACGUUUUCACGUUUUGUGAGUGGCUUAGGUCUUCUGCUUCUGAGAACCAGCCUUAAUACUGUGCCUUGUAGUGUACUUAUGAAUGUUCGAAAAAUU